AUGUUGUUGUUCGUAAGUCUGUGUUUGCUAGCGGGUGCGUUUUGUACGCCAGCACCUCCUACGACAAAGUGCGAGCGCGCACCGCCUCACGCUCAGCCAGCCGACCGGCACUACCGAUUGAGCAUCUCAGGUGACCCUGAUUUGUAUCUACCGGGUGAACUAUAUACAGUAUCAUUACAAGGCGUUGAUAGCGGUGAAGGAUCUACACCAUUUAUAGGAUUUAUGAUAUGGGCUGAAGCCAACGAAGAACUUGAGGAAGCUAAAAAAACAGCCGAAACUAAUUCUUACAAGCCUAAAAAUCAAUCCCUUGGUGCUUUUCAAGCGUAUGACACACAGGCGAAAUUGCACGAAGAUUGUAAACCUGCCGUCGCUAAUGCAACUGCACAUCCUAAAACUGAAAUACAGGUAAUAUGGAGCGCGCCGUUGAACGCACAAAAUGGGUGCGUACGUAUCUGCGCGCGUGCUAGUCACUCCAAAGUCAAAGAGGAUGCUGAGAAGGCAGGUUCCUGGUCCAUAUUGGCGCGCAAGUUGUGCCCCGCACCUGUAGCGCCUGUUGGAGGUAACCGACAGGCACCUAUAGUGGAACCAUGCUGUGCGUGUGACGAGGCCAAGUAUGAGGUGACUUUUGAGGGGCUCUGGUCUCGUAACACUCAUCCGCGGGAGUUUCCACCGGAGUCGGCACGAGCCCAUUUCGGUGACGUCAUUGGUGCUUCGCAUACAGCUCAGUACAGAGUGUGGCAGGAGGGAAGGGUUGCUAGUGCUGGACUCAGGCGUUUAGCUGAUGACGGGGCUACUACUGCACUUGAAAAGGAGCUAAAGGAAGAGAGUGAUCACAUUCGGACGAUAAUUAAAGCGCGUGGUAUAUCAUGGCAACAAGUCGCUGCAGGCGGGAUACCCAGUACUUUUGCAGUAUUCCGAGCAGAUGCGAAGCACCACUUGAUGUCUUUGGCAGCCAAGUUAGCACCUUCUCCAGAUUGGAUAGUUGGGGUGUCAGCGCUAGAAUUAUGUAAUCCUAACUGCACAUGGACGAGAUCUGCUACGCUGCCAUUGUAUCCGUACGAUGCAGGGACUGAUAGUGGUAUUAGCUACACGUCACGGCGAGAGCCCACCUCUCCGCCGUCUCCAGUGCGAGCGCUGCGGCCUGACUGGCCAGAAGACCCACGUUCACCUUUUUUUAAUACCGUCGGAGAGAUGAGGCCCUUCGCGCGCUUAAGGCUUUCGCGCUUGCGUCUUUACGAAAAGAGCUGCGAACCGACAGAAGCGGGCGGGGGGCGGCCGGUGGAGGCGGGCGACGGGGGUGACGGGUCGUGUGCGACGCAGGCGUGGGGCGCGUGGGGCGCGUGCAGCGCCACCUGCGGAACGGGCCGCGCCGUGCGCCAACGCUACUACGUGUGGCCGGCGCGCGCCUUUGCCGACGGCUGUCGCGCUACGCUCACCGACUAUCGCCGCUGCCACGGACCCAGGGCGCAUUGCAGAGUAAAGUCGGAGUAUGAGCCGGAGCCGGCGGACGCGCACGGGCCGUGUGCGGUGUCGCAGUGGAGCGAGUGGUCGCCGUGCGAGGGAUGCGGCGUGCGCGCGCGCACGCGCCACUACCUGGUGCCGCGCGCGCGCAAGCGCUGCCACGUUGGCUUCCGCGCCCGCACCGUCAUGAGCCAAGCUAUACCAUGCGACAGUGGACCUUGCUACAAACCUACCGGAGAUCUAGUAAACGCAACAAACUUCGACUGGUUUUUUGUGGAUAAUCCGAGCUCGGAGUGCCCGGUGAGUGAGUGGGGCGAGUGGUCGCCGUGCUCGGCGCGCUGCGGGCGCGGGCGGCGGCUGCGCGGCCGCCUGCUGGUGGCGCCGGAAGCACGCCUGCAGCCGCUCCUCACGCGACAUCUGCUGCACCUGUGGAACCAACGCUUCGCGCAACUGCAGCAUUUGGAGCUACCGGAGCUAAAUGUGACAGAAGAGGAUCCUGCAAUUGAGAGCAUGGUACAAGAUCAUCUUGAACGUUGCCAGUUCACCCUCACGCAACAAGACGCUCUCUGCGAUGCAGAUGACGGUUGUCAAGAAGUUACACCACAAGAUGUGUGUUCCUUGCCGUUGUCGGUGGGCCCUUGUCGUGGGUAUGAGGAACGUUGGUUUUAUGAUACCACACGCAACGCCUGUGAACCUUUCGGCUUUACCGGCUGCGGAGGCAACGCGAAUAACUUCCCUACGAGAGAUAUAUGUAACAGCCAGUGCCGAAAACAAAAUGAUCCUGGUAACUUUGCUCUCAAUAGCCACCCGGAAAUAAUUUUUAAAAAGUUUAAACCUUCACCUUCCAACAAAGACAACGACGUUUUGCAGAAUGACACGCCAGUUUUAGCAGAUGACGUUGACUGCGCGACGAGUUCGUGGCUUGGUUGGAGCGAUUGCUUCGGAGACUGUGAUUACGCUAUCAAACUCAAUUAUCGCCUCAUUUUGCAUGUCGUAUCAGGACCUGGGAAACCGUGCUCGAAGCUGAUAAAAAGUCGUAUUUGUAGACCUGGCCAUUGUCGUAAAUUGUUUCUUGUUAAUAAUAAUUCAUCAGUCGAAUUUGAUUAUACGCAAAAUGAUAAAAACUAG
Messenger RNA from Parnassius apollo (apollo), 2589 nucleotides. The record is from the annotation of a GenBank genome assembly. Lineage: Eukaryota; Metazoa; Arthropoda; Insecta; Lepidoptera; Papilionidae.